AGCGUAAAUCGGACCUGAAGUUAAAGGAUAGUUGCUGUCCAGAAUUUCGGAUAUGUCGAUGAACAAUGAUUCCGACGAUUAACUCAUUAACUUCAAUAUUCCAACACCGAACCUUCUCUACGAUAACUUCCGGAUGUUCCUAAUAAUCGUUAGAGAGUUUAUGGAAUAUGUGGCAUUAUGCAAUGAGAGCAUUGUGGUCGUCGAUGAUGGUAAAAAAUCAAUGCCAACAAUGGUGGAUUUCGGUAGCGCACGCACAUCAUCGCAGUGGGGUUGGAGUAGGCUAUCGGAGGAGAGAGAAGUGACCGUAGCAUGCAACAGAGACGCGGUGGUAGUGGGCCACGUUGAUGGCGGCAAGAGGACAAUGAGCCUAACUAUUCCUGAGUCUCAAUAUGUCAUGUCGUCAGCAGACUGUAGUAUUGGUGAGUACAUUCUUGUCUGGAGCAAAUCCACUUUCCUGAGCUUCUCACAUUCUCACAUUAUGGAAGGAACUUCUCGAGCUCUUCCUAAUACCAUAAGAUUCGUUGGUCUACUUGGUAGUCAUGCUCUUGGUAGCAAUCCAAGGUUCAUGGCUACAGCGGUUGAUCUAGGACGGGAAUUGGUAAGGCGAAAAAUCAGGCUUACCUAUGGAGGAGGCAACGUUGGCCUUCAAGGAGCUGUAGCUUCAAAAAUCUAUAAUAAUGGUGGUAGAGUCAGGGGUUUCAUACCAGGGCAUAUAGCAUCACGAGGGGUCUACGGACCAACAUAUAGUGCAGAGUACACAGUUUCCAGCACCUAUUGUAAGUAUUUUGAGAUGAAUCAUGUUGUGGAGGCUUUUAUCGUACUUCCUGGAGGGAUUGACACUAUGGAAGGUUUAUUCACUUUGAUCUCCUGGGCAUCAGAAGGGUUACACAGUAAACCCAUUGGUCUUUUGAACAUUGACGGUUAUUUUAAUAACCUAAUGAAGUUUCUAGAUGAUGCGGUGAGGCAGAACUUCAUGGCUUUGAAUCAGAGGAAACUGUUCAUUUCUUCUUUCUUUCUUGAUGAGCUUUUGGACAAGCUAGAGUUUGCUAUGGCUUUCCCAGGUCCUGGUUCUAUUUAUGACGAGUUUGCAAAUCCUGGAAGAUUAGACUUAGAGUUGCAUCUGUAAUAUAAUGUUAUCCAUGUACAUUAUGCGUUAGUCAUAAAUCUCGUUCUAAGCUGCAUGACCAGUGCAUUUUAGAAGAGUAUUUAUUUCCAACAUCAAUAUGUACCAUGUAAUAUUAAUCCUUUUCUUUAUCUUCCAGUCUCUCACAGUUGGUGUGACUGUUUCACAUCUUGUUUUGUACUGUAAUCUUGUUGCGACUUUUUUGCGUCAAUAGGGUAUACGA
This is a messenger RNA of Cuscuta campestris, 1346 nucleotides long. The record is from the annotation of a GenBank genome assembly. Lineage: Eukaryota; Viridiplantae; Streptophyta; Magnoliopsida; Solanales; Convolvulaceae.